AUGGCGUCUGACGAUGACGGCCCCGUUGCCGCCCUCACUGAAGGCUUAAAGUCAACUUUUCUCAGCGGCGAUUUCACUGAUCUGGUUAUCCGUUGCAAAUCGAUGAAAUGGAACGUCCACAAGAUCGUUCUUUGUUCACAGAGCGAGUUCUUCAAGCGUGCUUGCCUCGGCGGCUUCAGGGAAUCGAAAGAGAAUUCUAUUGAUCUCAGUGAGGAUAACGGUCAUAUCGUCCAUGCGAUGCUUGAAUUCCUCUAUUCCCUCGACUACACCUUCAACCCUUCUUCUCACGAGGAGGCGGAUUUCCAUGCGGAAGUCUACCUUACGGCAGAGAAGUACGGCCUCACCCAUCUCAAAGGGUGCGCCCUGGGAAAGUUUAAGAAAGUGGCCGAGACCCUUGUUGAAAGUCCGGCACGCUUUGCUACUGUCAUCGUCAGGAUUUUCGAUGGAACGCCGAAUUCUGAUGUUGAUUUGCGGAGUUACAUCAGCCAGCUCGCUGCAGAGAACCAUGAUGUUCUUCUGAGCUGCCCGUUGUUCCAAGAAUAUACGGAGGAGGGCGGUGACUUCAACCUUGGUCUCAUGAGAGCACUUGCCUCGAGAUACUGUAAGUGUGACCACAACUGGCACUUGCCCACCUGCAUGUGCAACAACGACGUCGUCUAUGGUCAGCAGGGAGAUUCGGAUCAUGAUUAGUAGCAGCUAGUUUUUGCCUUGUCGGUGGACAUCAUCCGAGAACAAUGUCAAUGAAUCAGGCGCGAGACUCCAUCUCUUCGGGUAGACUUGGAAUGGUGAUUAGGCCCACAGCGUAGAAAACAAAGACGAUCUACAAUAGAAAGUUUGCUUUUACUUUGUGUUGUCAAAAUCCAUAAAAACUCUGGAUGAAGCCAGAGACAUUAUGGUUCUCGUGGGAACUUACUC
Aplosporella prunicola CBS 121167 is the source of this 915-nucleotide messenger RNA. RefSeq lists its product as uncharacterized. The record is from RefSeq and is a predicted model, not a curated record. NCBI's taxonomy places the organism in Eukaryota, Fungi, Ascomycota, Dothideomycetes, Botryosphaeriales, Aplosporellaceae. The transcript is spliced from 3 exons. Gene Ontology annotation, molecular function: protein binding. The coding region runs from base 1 to 690 and encodes 229 amino acids.